AUGCACAAAUGCCACAAAUGUCAAAUUGUCAUGAUAGUGACGACAUAGAUAAACGAUUGUAAACGUUUGUGGAUUUUGUGAUAAUAAAAUAUUAAUUUGUUAAAAAAUUGGCAAAUGAUUAAAGUGAGUGGCUAAAACAUUAAUUGGGCUAAUGAAAUUAAUUGUAAUAAAUCGAAAUCAAUAUUAGUAAAGUUAGUAAAGUUAGUUUAUUUGUUUGUUGAUUGUAAUUAACAAUAAAUUUAUUUAAAUAUCAAUAUAAAAAACGACAAAAAAAAUAAUGGAGAAACCACAAAAAAUGCCCAAAGUGACAAAGGUCAAAAACAAAUCACCGGCAGAAAUACAAAUAACAGCUGAGCAACUUCUUCGUGAAGCAAAAGAACGUGAUCUUGAGAUACUUGCACCACCACCAAAACAAAAAAUAUCAGAUCCACAUGAAUUGGCAGCAUAUCAAUUGAGAAAAAGAAAAACUUUUGAGGAUACUAUUAGAAAAAAUCGUACUGUAUUAAGUAAUUGGAUGAAAUAUGCAGCCUGGGAAGAAAGUCAAAAAGAAAUUGAUCGUGCUCGUUCAAUAUAUGAACGUGCAAUGGAUGUUGAUCAUAAAAAUAUAACACUAUAUUUAAAAUAUGCUGAAAUGGAAAUGCGUCAUCGUCAAGUACAACAUGCUAGAAAUAUUUGGGAUAAAGCUGUUACAUUAUUACCAAGAGUCAAUCAAUUUUGGUAUAAAUAUACAUAUAUGGAAGAAAAAUUAGAUCAAAUUGCAAAAGCACGUGAAGUAUUUAGAAGAUGGAUGGAAUGGCAACCAGAUGAACAAGCAUGGUUAACAUAUAUUAAUUUUGAAUUACGUUAUAAAGAAAUUGAUAGAGCUAGAGAUAUUUAUGAAAAAUUUGUUAAGGCACAUCCACAAGUUAAAAAUUGGAUAAAAUAUGCUAGAUUUGAAGAAACACAUGGUUUUAUAAGUCGUGCAAGAGAAGUAUUUGAAGAAGCUGUUACAUUUUAUGGUAAUGAAAAUAUUGAUGAAAAAUUAUUCUUAUCAUUUGCAGAAUUUGAAGAAAGACAAAAAGAACAUGAAAGAACAAGAGUUCUUUAUAAAUAUGCAUUAGAUAAAUUACCAAGAGAUAAAACACAAGAAAUAUAUAAAGCAUAUACAAUACAUGAAAAAAAAUAUGGUGAUCGUUCUGGUAUUGAUGAUGUUAUUCUUAGUAAAAGAAAAAAUCAAUAUGAACAAGAAGUUGCUGAUAAUCCAUCAAAUUAUGAUGCAUGGUUUGAUUAUUUAAAAUCACUUGAAUCAGAAGGUAAUUUAGAUCAUAAUUAUGUACGUGAAGUUUAUGAAAAAGCAAUUGCAAAUGUACCACCAACAAAACAAAAAGAACAUUGGAAAAGAUAUAUUCAUUUAUGGAUUAAUUAUGCUCUAUUUGAAGAAUUAGAUACUGAAGAUAUUGAAAGAUGUCGUCAAGUAUAUAAAACAUGUAUUGAAUUAAUACCACAUGAAAUAUUUACAUUUUCAAAAAUAUGGUUAUUAUAUGCUAAAUUUGAAAUAAGACAAAAAAAUUUAGAAAUUGCUAGAAAAACAUUGGAUAUGGCACUUGAUAUUUGUCCAAGAGAUAAAUUAUAUCGUGAAUAUAUUGAUCUUGAAAUACAACUACGUAAAUUUGAAAGAUGUAGAACAUUGUAUGAAAAAUUUUUACAAUUUGGUCCUGAAAAUAGUACAACAUGGAUGAGAUUUGCUGAAUUAGAAUCAUCAAUUGGUGAUAUUGAUCGUGCUAGAGCAAUAUUUAAAUUGGCAAUAUCACAACCAAUACUUGAUAUGCCAGAAGUAUUAUGGAAAGCAUAUAUUGAUUUUGAAAUAUCACAAUGUGAACCACAAAAUGCUAGAGAUUUAUUUGAACGUCUUCUAGAAAGAACACCACAUGUUAAAGUAUGGAUGGCAUAUGCUAAAUUUGAAUUACAAAAUGACAUUGUUGAAGAGGGCAUUGAUAAAGUUGUAUUGGCAAGAAGAGUAUUUGAAAGAGCAAAUACUGCAUUAAGAACAAAUGGUGAUGGCGAAAGUAGAGCUUUGUUGCUUGAAGCUUGGCUUGAAUUUGAAAGUGAAAUCGGUGAUGAAGAGAGUCGUGCUAAGGUUUCAGCUAAAAUUCCAAGAAGAGUUAGAAAGAGAAGAAGACUUGUUGGUGAUGAUGGCUCUGAUGAUGGUUGGGAAGAAAUAAUUGAUUUUAUUUUCCCAGAAGAUGAGUUACAACAAGCUAACUUGAAAAUUCUUGCUGCUGCUAAAAAUUGGAUAAAUAAUAAAACAACAACAACUUGAAAAAUUUGUAUGUAAUUUUUUUUUUUUUAUAACAAAUAAAUAAUAAUAAUUAAUUAAUUUUUUUUUUUUUAUGAAUCAACUCUAAAUUCCUCAGUAACUUGAAAAGAACCUGGUCCUGCAUAUCUAUAUAAUGAAAAAUAUAAAUUAUUAUUAUUAAAAAAAAAAAAAUGAAUAAAAUCACAGUUUUUGAUUUAAAAAUAUAUAAAAUUUUUUAAAUACUUACACAUCAAUUAGCAGAGGAUAUAUAAAUGAGCCAUUUAAUAUUAACAUCAGCUUGAAAAUCAUUUGAUAUAGGUACUUUUAAUUUCAUCACAAUUUGCUGAGCUGUGUCAUUUAUUAAUUUUUCAAUUUUAAUAUUAUCAAUCCAAGUCAUUAUUUUAGUAGAAUCAUUCUGAAAUUUACAAAUUAAAUUUUUAACAUGUAAAAAAUCUAUAUAUAUUCAAAUUAAAUGGUAUUGUAAAUAAAUGUUUAUUGUAUAUGGAAAUAUGAGGAACAUCAGGACUACCACAUUUUAAAACAAAUUAUUCUCCUGAUGGUGACAUUGAUGCCUCAUUGUACAAACAAGGUAAACCCUCAUUUUCACUUUAAAUAUUGGAUUUAUAUCUAAUGUUGAUAAACGAUAAAAUUGUUGUUGUGAUGGAUCAUCAGCUACUGUUACAAUUAAUUAUCAAUAAUCGUUUCUAAAUACCUGAAAAAAGAAAAUGAUAUUCGAACAUACAUGUAAUACUUAUCAAGCAUUAAUUAAUUAUUUACUGGUUUAAAAAAAAGUUAAUUAAUUAAUUUAUAUACAGAUUUUUUUAAGUCAUUUAAAAUUAUUAUUUUUAUCUUUAAUACAAUUUAUUAUUCGAUCAACACCAACUGGUACUUUGUUGCAUCCUCCCUUCAUACAAGUUUAAUAUUUUUUCUGAUAAUUUUUGUAUUUACAGGAUUUAUACUGCAAAUGAGAUAAAAAAAAAUUAUAAAGAAUAACAAUAAAUGAACAUCUCCAGCUGCGUAUGUGUGUUGCUGGAUAAUAAUGUAUCAACGAGGCUGCAUCAUGCCAGGAUGUCUAAACACUGUGGUGCCACGCACCAAGUACAUAUACCUAUAUGGUAAAUCUUUCUGUAUUAAGCAUUUGGUACUGACGUAACAAACAGAGACACAUAUUACAACAACAAUUCAUAUGAUUUACCCCCUCGUUAUUUUGUUGUUAUUAUUAUGAUAAAUAUUUUUUUUUUGUUAUUUUCAAAUUUUCUUUGAAUAAUCGGUAAGCCGCUUAUGGUAAUGCAUGAUUUUUGCGCUUUUUUGAAAAAAUAUGUGUAUAUUUUUCCCCUAAAAUCCUAAUCCGACAUGAGACAGGGAAUGGAAACGAUAAUUUCACUUCAAUAGAGAUGAGACGUGAUCGAUUUUCAUGAGAGAAGCGUUCACAAUAACCUGCCGACCUUCUUUUGUCUUUUUUUUUUUUUCAUUUUUAUUUUUUUUUUUUACAUCAUCACCCUUCUUGGCCUAGUGCUCAAUGCUCAUUCAUAUAGAUUUUUUUUUUUUUCAUAUUUUCUUGAUAAAUGUCAAUCAGAUGAUAACUAUCGUUGAAUAUAGUCCAUGGCUUUUAAUGUGAUUGUGAUCUUGUGAAAAUGAGUGAAUAGAAAAAGUGAAAAUAAAGACAAAAAAAAUCCCACAAAAACACCAAAGGUGUCGAGUAUACUCAAGAACACAAGUUUACCUUUAUUAUCUUGUCAAUCAAUUGAGCUUUACCUGUGUAUGAAAAAUAAAAAUAAAUAAAUAAUUGAAAUGAUAUUGUAAUUGAAUAAUGUAUUUUUAGCUAAAUGAAUUUAAAUAAAAAC
Messenger RNA from Aphidius gifuensis, 4119 nucleotides. Its product is annotated as protein crooked neck-like. Bases 278 to 2299 code for a protein of 673 amino acids. The record is from RefSeq and is a predicted model, not a curated record. Gene Ontology annotation, molecular function: protein binding. Gene Ontology annotation, biological process: spliceosomal complex assembly; mRNA splicing, via spliceosome. The transcript has 3 exons. Gene Ontology annotation, cellular component: precatalytic spliceosome; post-mRNA release spliceosomal complex; Prp19 complex. Lineage: Eukaryota; Metazoa; Arthropoda; Insecta; Hymenoptera; Braconidae.